GUUACUGGAAACAUAAAUUUCGCCUCAAAAUGGGUAAAAGGAAGGCAUUCAUUGAUAAGAAAGCCAGUCAAAGUUUUCGAUUGGUUCCGGAUAAUAGGGAAAGAAGUGAACGAUUCAAGCCAACUCAAGAACAUUUGGAGGAACAGCAAAAGUAUGGAGUCUACUACGACGAUGAUUAUGAUUAUUUGCAGCACAUGCGAGCUGUUAAUGAGCCGAUGAAGCUGGAAAAUGUUCAUGAAGAAGUCGAGAAAACGACCAUCAAAACGAGUGGUUCAUCAGCAUUCCCACCAGCUCCACCACUUUUCGGACUUGUCGGUGCUCUUAAGAAACCGGAAUUUUUUGACGAAGAUGUUGCAAAUGCGUUGGAAGAGGUGACAGAUGAUCGUAACACCGGAGAACUUGAAGAUAAUUUUAUCACACUUGCUGGUGGUCUUCUUGAUGAAAGAACUACAGUUUAUAGAAGUACAAGACGAGGUGAAGAUUCGGAAGAAGAAGAGGAUGACGAUGAAGACGAUGAGAUGUAUGAUGAUUAUAAUGAUGACGAGUUAUUUGGAGAAGAGGCUGUUGGAGAGAUUAGAGUUGAAAGAGCUGAUCAAAGAGUUAUUGAUAAUGCUUUUGAAGAACUCAUGGAUCGUGAAUACAACACCGAUCAGAUCGGAGAGCUUGAUGGUGACGACUAUGAUGUUGGAGGAGCACUUGAACCGAACGCUGGACGACUUCACAAACUUAUAAAUGACAAAGGACCUUCAAAUGCAGAGUAUGAUGAAGAGCUCGCCAAGCAUUAUGUACGUGAACGAAUGCGUCUCAUUGAAGAGGGAGUCAUCAAAGACAAAGAAGAAUACGAGAUUGUGGAAGUGGAUGAGGGUACAAAUAAGAAAAUGAAAUGGGAUUGUGAAUCAUUUGCUACUCAAUACACUAAUAUCUACAAUCAUCCGACACUCAUCAAGGAGCCACGUGGUUUAUCCAGAAAGGCAUUGAAACGAUUCGAUAAAGCUGUUGAAGAGAUGGAUAUUGCUGAAGAAGAUGAAGAUGAUGAUGAGGAUAUGGAGGAUGAUGAUGAUAAGGAAAGCGUUUUUUCAACUGUUUCUACUUUCCGACCAAAAAAUGAAACUCCGGAACAGAGAAGUCUGCGGAAAAAAGCUGUAAAAGAGGCCAGAAAGCUGAGAAGAGUUGAGAAAAAGGCUAACAAGACUAUGUUCGCCGAGGAGAAACGAAAGCUUGCGAAAGGACGUAUCGGACAGAUCAAGGCUCGCCCAAUCUAGUCACUUCAAUUCAAAUUCUAUUCAAAUUAAUUUGUUGCCUGUUUCUUGUUUCUUGACCCAAAAUUUCGCUUUCCAUCAUCUCCACACUUGUUCUUCUGUUCCAGCUGUUUUCUUUUUUUUUUGUUAUUUCCCUAAACUCCCAUUCUAUUCUUGUGUGUUUGUUUUCUCAAAUUUUUUUAGUGAUGAAUUUGAGCACC
Caenorhabditis elegans is the source of this 1459-nucleotide messenger RNA. RefSeq names its product Protein LTV1 homolog (gene T23D8.3). Bases 30 to 1262 code for a protein of 410 amino acids. The transcript has 5 exons. Gene Ontology annotation, biological process: ribosomal small subunit biogenesis. The record is from RefSeq and is marked reviewed. NCBI's taxonomy places the organism in Eukaryota, Metazoa, Nematoda, Chromadorea, Rhabditida, Rhabditidae.